Molecule: messenger RNA, 3841 nt
Organism: Stomoxys calcitrans (stable fly)
Lineage: Eukaryota; Metazoa; Arthropoda; Insecta; Diptera; Muscidae
Gene: Hip14
Product: palmitoyltransferase Hip14
Exons: 4
Coding region: 260-2194 (644 amino acids)
Biological process (GO): protein palmitoylation
Cellular component (GO): Golgi membrane
Molecular function (GO): palmitoyltransferase activity; protein binding
Source: RefSeq, a predicted model, not a curated record
AAUCGACUUUUAGAUCCCUAUUCACGGCAAUAAAAAACUACAUUUUUGCAGGAAAAAAAGCGUAGAAAAAUUAACGAAAUAUAAUAACUAUAACAAAAACAAACAGUGGCAAGUAGUAUUCGCUGGAUAAGAUUAAAAAACUUUGAUAUAAAGAUGUUUUAAUUGAAGAGAAACAUCAUUACAAAGUCACCUUAAAAAAAGGAGGUGGGUGAAUCAUAAAAUAUCCCUGCGAGUUUGUGUUGUUUUUUAAGGACCAAAAAUGUAUCAAAGUGCUUGUAAUGUCGCCACCACUGGCUCGUGCGCACCCAACGCCGAGGCUGAACGCGAAGCCGAGCGUCAAAAUGCUCUAAUGUCACAACAACCUCCCACCCAGCCAAUUGAGCCGGACUAUAGUGGCUUUGAUAUAGUGAAAGCGACUCAAUAUGGAGCCCAUGCAAGAGUCAAAGAGCUAGUUGAAGCCGGAUGGGAUGUAAAUCAGCCGGACAGUGAAACCGUCACCCUUCUUCAUUGGGCUGCCAUCAACAAUCGGCGUGAUAUUAUCAAAUACUUUUUGGAGAAGGGGGCAGUGGUCGACGCAUUGGGUGGCGAAUUGAAUGCAACACCAUUGCACUGGGCCACACGUCAGGGUCAUUUAGGAGCCGUAGUUUUGCUAAUGACGGCUGGUGCUGAUCCUCGUAUACGUGAUGCUGAGGGAUGUUCUUGCAUCCACAUUGCGGCACAAUUUGCUCAUACAGCCCUGGUGGCUUAUUUUAUAGCAAAAGGUGUGGAUCCAGAUUUGCAAGAUCGUGGUGGAAUGACUGCUUUAAUGUGGGCAGCAUGGAAAGUCUGCGCAUUAGAUCCUGUUCGGUUACUACUUACUUUGGGCGCUAAUCCCGCCAUGGUUGACUAUACACAUGGCAAUACCGCACUACAUUGGGCCAUUUUGGCUCGCAAUUCAACGGCCAUUAGUACUUUAGUUUUAAAAUCCAAAGCUUCCUUAGACGUACCAAAUUUACGUGGUGAAACCCCUUUGACAAUGUUGGAAGCACAGUCCGGUGCCGUCUGGAUAGGUAGCAAAGUAAUGGAGCGUGUUAAGGAUGCCUCACUGUCAUCACAGCAGCGACGUAGUUUAAUAACCCGCAUAAAGCACGACAAGCGUUUACGUUGGUGGUCAAUGGUGGCAUGUCCAUUUACUGCGUUUUACUUGGCUGGAGUCGUUUUCACUUUAAACACAUUGUAUAUUAUAAAAUUCUUUUUGCUAGUUUGUUUAUAUGCUAUAUUCCAUACGCUGGGAAAGACACUGUUCGACGAUCACUUAAUGGCUUUAUUACCAUUGAGUGUGUAUUUGGCGAGUAAGGCUUGGUUUUACAUAACAUGGUUCGUUUACAUUAUUGAUGCCGUAUCGUUUGGUACCACCUUGCUGUUUUUGAUAUGUUCCGGUGGCCUUUGGGUAUGUUUUAUCAAAUCCUGGAAAGGUGAUCCCGGCAUUAUUCAGCCCACUCAAGAGCAACGAUUUAAGACAAUUAUCGAAUUAUCCGAACGUGGUGGUAUAGGCUUUGAGCCUUCCUCAUUUUGUUCCGGUUGUUUGGUACGACGUCCUAUACGUUCCAAACAUUGUAGUGUGUGUGAUCGUUGUGUUGCCCGUUUCGAUCAUCAUUGUCCAUGGGUGGGCAAUUGUAUAGGCUUAAAGAAUCACACCUACUUCAUGGGAUUCUUAUGGAUGCUAUUGAUAAUGUGUGGUUGGAUGUUAUAUGGAGGAUCUUAUUAUUACAUGAAUACCUGUAAUGUGCAUUUUGAUGAUUUACUUGCUGCUCUAAGAGCAAUCGGCGAUUGCAAUGCCUGGAUCGGUUGGGUUAUGGCCAAUGCCUUGUUGCAUAUGUCUUGGGUGAUUUUACUAACCAUUUGCCAGACGUAUCAAGUCAUAUGCCUGGGCAUGACCACCAACGAACGUAUGAAUCGCGGCCGUUAUAGACAUUUCCAGGCACGCAGCGGACAAUCGCCUUUCACGCGCGGAGCUUUCAAUAAUUUGAUAGAUUUCCUCGAGUGCACAUGUUUUGGCUUGUUCAAGCCCAAACGCAUAGAUUGGAUGCAUUAUUAUGACUUUGAUGUGCAUACCUCAAAACCCAUAGAGCAUGAGCCAUUGUUGAGCAAUGGCGGUGGUGUGGGAGGUGAUGAAUCAACGGCGGCAGCUACGCAUAAUUACCAGUAUGUGUAGGAUAAGUCGAAUCGGGAUGCGAUGACACGUAAAGCACCCAUAGCUAAUGUUUAAAAAUUGAAAAUUCCAAAACAACAAAUGCUACAUUAAAAAAGAAAACUAAUUUAUUAAAUACUUUUUGUGUUAAUUUUAAAAAUUAGCAAAAAUUUUAAAAAGUCGAAAUUUAUGUUUUCACUAUAUUUCCAUAGUGUAGGUAAUUGUUAGCCUACUAAGUUGAAGUGUAUUUAUAUAUAUAUAUAUAUUUAAAGUAUUAGCUUUUAUGCAUAAACUAACUAGCCUUUCCUUUUGUUGUUAUAUCUUGGGUGUUGUUUUUUGUUUUGUUUUUUUUUUUUUUUUUUAAUUAUUAAACUUAAUUUAUGUGUAAGAAUAGCUGCUCAAAGUUUUGAUACGUUUGAAGAUAACGAUGAUGAAGAUGUUUUGUAGCACCGAAAGCCAUAUGAAACAUUUUUUUAUUUAUAUAUUAAAAAUAUAAUUUUUUUUGUUUUAUUUUGUGUUUAAAUUUAGUAUAUAAUUGUGUUAGAAAAGUAAUUUAUACCACCUUAUUGAGACAUAUGAAAUUAUAUAUUGAACAAACUAACAGCCAUUUAUUUGUAUAGGCCUGUUUUAGAAGAACAGAUAAGAGAAAUAAAAAAAAAACAUAUUGGAAAAAUAUGAACACAACAACAAGUCAUCGCAUACCGAUUCCUUAACUAUUUGUAAGAUUGAUAUAAAAACACACAAACACACCUAUAAACUUACUUAAUGAAUCCCUAAGCAAAAAGAAAAAAAACCCAAAAAUGAAUAAAAAUCAUUUUUUUGUAAAUUUUUUUAAACAUAUAAUACAUAUAUUCCAAUGGAAAAUAGAAGCAGGAAAAAAACCAAAAAACAAAAAAUAAAUUCUUAAAAUCUCUUAGAAUCGUAAAAACAUACACACAUAAAUCCUCACUCCUUUACUUCCUAAACGAACCCAAGCGACUCUAUACAAAAGACAUGUACAUACAUAUAUUUAAAUUUAUAAUAUCUUGUUUAAUUUAUUACCAAAUUAUGCAAUAGUCUCUACAAAAACCAACUCAGUGUUCUAAUUUUGUUUUUGUAAUACAUAAUUCAGUCAUGCAUAAAAUUUAUCGCUGUAACACUUUUUCAAAACAUUUUGUAAUUAUUAGUUAAGAAUUUGCUUAUGCCACAAAAACAAAAAUUGAUUAUUACAUUUUAAGUACAUUUACAUUACACAGUAUGAAGAAAGAGAAAAAAAAAUAAUAGGAAAAAACAGGAAACGCUGGAAAAUCCCAAAGAAAUUAUUCAAAAUAUCGAUGAAUGAAAAAACCAUGAAACAAAAUACCACAAAUAAAUGCCAUUAAGCUUUUAUAAACACAAACAAAAAUCAGCUGUAAAUCGUGUAAUUUUAAUUAAAAACAAAAAUCCCUAUGAGUAGAGUCCGGAUUUUUGUGCAAAACCGAAAUUCAAAAAAAAAAAGACGGCAGCCCUGCCUUGAGCAAGAACUAGUAAAUCAGAGCUCCCAGUAAUUUUUUUUAAAGAAAAGUUAAAAAUAAUCGUUAUUAAAGUAGUUCCAUCUUCAAAAUCAUCACUUAAUACACAAUUAAUGACAUAUUGUUCGAUGUAGAUAAAAAGUCUUCGAUAAAAACAUGUUUUUGCUUUAACGAAAAUAAA